CAAGAAAAAAUCUGAUUCUGCUGAGGCUGCAGAAAGAGAAGAUACUGACGACUGGAAGAGGAUCACUGACAAAGGAAAGAGGAUUUUAAAAAAUGUGACACAAAGGAAGAAAGAUUUCACAACAACCUAGAGACAAAGAGAGAAACAAAACUAAAGAUUCACCAAAGAACUGACUGAAGACAGAGACAAAACUAAACAACAAGAUUCAACAAACUGAAUCCUGAGACACUACAACACAGUGGAUUUAAUAAACUGUGUUGUUGAGGUUUAACCAGCACGAAGAAACAGUCACUGUGGAGGGAAAUAUCUGGAAGCUGCUGACAGCUGAUAGAAACACUGAAGCUGAGGACAAGCAUCAGUUCAUCACUUCAUCACUUCAUCAGGGGAAAAUGGCUGUCACCUCACCGAAAGACAAGUAUUUUGGUGUGUGGUUGAUCUUCUUCCUACUCGGUUUGGGAACACUGCUGCCCUGGAACUUCUUCAUGACUGCUACCAUGUACUUCACCAGUCGUCUAAAGGAUACCUCACCAGUCAGAUCUUCAGCCAAUCAGACAGAGGAAGCAGGUGGACAGCGCAGCGUUCUGGAGGCCAAAUUCAACAAUGUGAUGACACUGUGCGCCAUGCUGCCGCUGCUUCUAUUCACCUGCCUCAACUCCUUCCUCCACACACUCAUCUCUCAGCGUUUGCGUGUAAUGGGCAGUCUGCUCAUCAUCAUGGUCAUCUUCAUCAUCACUGCUAUCCUCGUCAAAGUUCCUCUGGAGCCGCUGCCCUUCUUCUCUGUUACCAUGGUGAAGAUCGUCAUCAUCAACUCCUUUGGGGCGGUGCUGCAGGGCAGUCUGUUUGGGAUGGCCGGUUUGUUGCCGGCCUCCUAUACAACUCCCAUCAUGAGCGGUCAGGGACUUGCUGGAACCUUUGCUGCCUUCGCCAUGAUCUGCGCCAUCACCAGUGGAUCUGAGCUUCAUGAUGCAGCAUUUGGUUACUUCAUCACAGCCUGUGUCGUUAUUUUCCUGUCCUUCCUCUCCUAUGUCCUGCUGCCUAAACUGGAGUUUUUCCAGUUUUAUCAGGACAUCAACAGGAAACAGAGAACGGAGGAGAACUCUGUGAAUCUGAUGAACACAGAGGGUAAAGAGGAAACACCCAUUCAGACCAGACAACAGAACAUCUCCAUGAUGAAAAUAUUCAAGAAGAUCUGGCUGUUGGCUCUCUCCGUCUGUUUCACCUUCACCGUCACCAUCGGCACAUUUCCUGCCAUCACCGCUGACACCAAGUCCACCCUCAACAGAGACUCCUGGGAUCUGUACUUCAUCCCUGUCAGCUGUUUCCUGCUCUUUAACCUGUGUGACUGGGGUGGGCGGAGCUUAACGGCCGUCCUCAUGUGGCCAAAGAAGGACAGUGUGUUACUUCCUGUGUUCAUCGCGUGCCGCCUGGUCUUCAUACCUCUCUUCAUGCUGUGUAACGUCCAGCCUCGUCUCCAGCUGCCUGUCUUCUUCCUCCAUGACGGCAUCUUCAUUGCCUUCAUGAUCGUCUUCGCCUUCAGUAACGGAUACCUGGCCAGCCUCUGCAUGUGCUACGGACCAAAGAACGUCCUCCCUCAUGAAGCAGAAACAGCUGGAGCUAUCAUGGCUUUCUUCCUGUCCCUGGGUUUGGCUUUAGGAGCUGCGCUGUCCUUCCUCUUCAGAGCACUGGUCUGACUGGAAAAUGACUGGUUCUUACUGGUCUGACUGGAAACUCCCUUUGAUUAAAACAUUUCUGUUCAGGUUGACGUUGCAGUCAUCAAACCUUCAGACAUUUCAGUGUCACUGAAUCAGUUUUUAAAUAGUUUCUGUUUGAAGAUGAACAUGAAGCUCAACAGAUUAUUUUAGAUUUUGUCAUGAUGGUGGGACUACAUCCUCAGGAACAUAAAUAUUCACAGUGAAGUUAAUAUUUAUCUGUUAUAGACUGACACCACCAGACCUCUGCUAUUUAUAGACACAUUGAGCCACAACAUUCAAACGGUGUAUAUAUACACAUACACACACAUACACACAUAUACACAUAUACACGCAUAUAUACACACAUAUACACAUAUAUACAGAUAUAUACACACACACAUAUACACAUAUCUAUAACAUAAAUAUACACAUUCAGCCACAACAUUAAGUGUAUUUUGUGGCAGAUGUGUUUGCACACAGAACAUAUAAAGAUUUUUUUGUGUUACCAUUUUCUUAAUGUCUGACUGUGACGUUUCUUUAAACAUGAAAUAUAUUUAAAGAUUUAAAAACA
Lates calcarifer (barramundi perch) is the source of this 2262-nucleotide messenger RNA. RefSeq names its product equilibrative nucleoside transporter 1. Gene Ontology annotation, molecular function: nucleoside transmembrane transporter activity. Lineage: Eukaryota; Metazoa; Chordata; Actinopteri; Centropomidae. Gene Ontology annotation, biological process: uridine transmembrane transport; nucleoside transmembrane transport. The record is from RefSeq and is a predicted model, not a curated record. The transcript has 13 exons. The coding region runs from base 390 to 1691 and encodes 433 amino acids. Gene Ontology annotation, cellular component: plasma membrane.